Messenger RNA from Suillus fuscotomentosus, 1133 nucleotides. RefSeq lists its product as uncharacterized. The transcript has 10 exons. Lineage: Eukaryota; Fungi; Basidiomycota; Agaricomycetes; Boletales; Suillaceae. Bases 80 to 976 code for a protein of 298 amino acids. The record is from RefSeq and is a predicted model, not a curated record.
AAGUCCGCUAUAAAACUCUGUUGAUGGAAUUACUCAUAAAGACCCUUCGCAUUCAACUCUUCUAAUAUCAUCAAGUAAAAUGUCUUCUGGGCAGACGCUUGCCCAGAUGAAUCUCACGUGUAUGUGGCUAGCGGCCAUACUUUACGGAAUCAAUUGCAUAUUAUUCGGUACAUGUGUUUGUGUCAUCUACAUUAGGAGUCCAGCCCACAGCAAGCUUCUGCUCUGUGCUACCUCGUUUCAAUUCGCGAUGUCAACUGCACAUGUGAUAUUGAUGUUUAUACAAGCAAUGAUUGCAUUCACAAACACGACGAUUGCUGCUACUCCUGACGGGGCAAACUUGUACUACGCAGCUACCGGAAACUACAUUUUCUUAGCUGGUCAGUUAAUCUAUAUUGUCAAUUCACUUGCUCAAGAACUACUUUUGAUAUGGAGACUCUACGUCGUCUGGAAUCAGAAUUUCAAAGUUUGCAUUCUACCGCUCAUUAUGUGGGUAGCUCACUGUGCUACCGCUUCUGUCGCCGUCGCCUUGCUCGCGCCUAAGAAUGCUAGCAUCUUUUCGUAUACCUUUCGAGUCCUCUCAUUGUCUGGAUGGUCACUCGAGAUGAUCUUAAAUGUUACAGUAACUGCUGGUAUCGUGUACCGCAUCUGGCAAACAGGUCAGCAGACAGCUGCUCUGACCUCCGGCGGCGGCUUCAGGUACAAAGGCACCAUCAUAACGAUCGUGGAAUCUGGGGCGCUCAUCGCAGCCUGUACAUGCGUGAUAUUUUGUCUAUGGGCAGCAGGUAAUAUUGCAGGGUUAGUGGGAAGCAACAUUGCAAUACAAGUCGCUACAAUGACCCCUCUCCUCAUUAUUGUUCGCGGCGGUCUUAGACGCUCUCAUUCUAAUCUUGGAUCAUAUGAGAGAUACUCAUACACUCUAGAUCCUUGGAGGUCAACGUCCUUUGUUCGCAAAUUACAGACAGAGAUUGCCCAAUGAAUAUCAUAUCUAAAUGCAAGGGUGCGGGCGUGAGCGUCGUCGUCUAUAGCACAGGAGGAAAUGAUUGGGUAGGAGAGAGAUUGAUCUCGGAGGAUGCAGUAUCAAAUGGUGUGAAAGAUAGGAGUUGUUGCUCGGGUUAGCUUGGCGCAAAUGACAC